AUGCAUCGGGGAGCUUACCAAGUUCGAUUUUACGACUCCUCUGACGACGAGCAGAAUGUGCGGGUUGCGGAGGUGAUGCCGGUGGUAGACGACCCCCAGCCACUGCCGGAGGCGGCAAGUAGUCGCCAGCAGCAGCAGCAGCAACAGCCGCCCUCGUGGAUAAGAAGAGCCGUCGACAGUGCCGUGACGUGCGUCGCAUCGGCGCUGACGACGCAGUCGGGGGCGCCGGCCAGCACGCAACUCACCAUCGCGAGGGCCUCCUCGAGUUCUUCAAACGACAGCGGUGACUGGGGCUACAGGGGUUAUUGUAGAUCGCCUUUUCAUGAGGAGACACCGCCACCCAAUGACUCGCUGGAUCGCUCUGAGGACAUUGCCGUUGACCUGCGUGAAGUGAUUCUCCAGUAUAGGCGGACGCCCAACGAUGUGUGCAAGCGGAUCAUUCUUGCAGCGCUUGACUUUAGAGAGGUUCAAAUCAACGGCGAUGUGUUUCGCGCUGCUGCCGGCAACAGUGAGCUCAUUGGAACUCUGCUACGUUCAGGACGAGUCAACUUCGAUGAUCCUGAUGUACAGGAGGUCAUUCAGGAGGAGAUCGAUUCCGCGUUGCGGGUGGACCGGGCGGACCGGGUUCGUACUUAUCCAGACAAAAUUGGGUACCUGAGGCUGCUGUGCCGUGUGCGUAGUGCAACCCUGACGCAGGAGCAGGCGCGGCAAUGCCGUCAGUCAGGCUUUGAAUAUGCCAAGCUGCUUUACGACAAUCCGCAUCUUUUGCGAAAUAUUCCACCACCUAGUUGGUUUGUGGCGCGUAUAUUAGAUUUCUUCUCCAUCCUGGUCAUGGUCAUCACGUGGCUUGGCUUGGCUGCCACCUUGCUCAACUUUGUGUCCGUCGGCUGGCUUGCGUCCAUUUGGUUUCGCAGCAAUCAUCCCUCCUUUGGUUACUGGACGAUCCUCUGCUACGUGGCCGGCUACGUGGGCAGCAUUGUUGUGGUGAUGACCUCCGAGGAGGGGCGCAUUCGCGACUACGACGACCGCCUCUGGGACUACCCAGACAACUCGCUGAAGGUCGUCCCUUGCGUCCCUUUUUUUGAGAUCGCCCUCUUGUAUGUGACACUGCGGUACGAACUUCUUCGCGACAAGGCAAAAUACUUCGUCAUUCGACACGACUUGUACAAUGGCCUCUCCAAUGUCUUGAUUAUUAACACUUAUUUGUUCGCCACCCCGCAGUUGCUCUUGCAGUUUUAUCUCAGCUCGCUGCAUGACCCAGAUACGAAGGAGCUUGCCGCCUAUGGACUCCUGGCUUGUGUCAACUACACAUUGUAUGGGAUGUCCAUGUGCCUGUUCAUGUGGAAUAUCUUCUUUCAGUACUCCUGCAACAGUUUUGGGUUUGCCGUGAUGGCGGUAAAACAGGCCCUCUUGAUGCCUAUCGAUGUCACCACUCGUACUCUCAUUGUCACAGCGUUAUUCUACCUGGAGUGCAACGUUGUCGCCUGUGUGAUGUCGCUUAGCGACAUUUAUAAAUGUUCAUGGGAAACGAUUGUUUUCAUUGCGGUUCUGGUGACACUGAUCGUCAUUGUGAUUAUUGGGUUUGUGCUGGUCAUCCUUCUGGGCGCCAUACGACACAUUUGGGCUGUGUGUUUGCUUUCCAUUUUGCUGCAGGUGGUCUUUAGCAUAUACGCCGUCGGGAACGCUAGCGAAGACCAAGAAGUUUGUAGACUGCUGGCUAUUUCCACUUCCGUUGUGCCACCGUUCACGUACGUGGCGUAUGCGGCUUUCUGCGUCACGUUUCUUGCCUGGGUGGCUGUCGCGCUUCACGGUAAAGUAACGGGCAGGCAGUCGUACCUGCGUUGGGACAACCACUUCUAUUGGUCCUGUGGACGAUGA
Molecule: messenger RNA, 1878 nt
Organism: Trypanosoma conorhini
Lineage: Eukaryota; Euglenozoa; Kinetoplastea; Trypanosomatida; Trypanosomatidae
Exons: 1
Coding region: 1-1878 (625 amino acids)
Source: RefSeq, a predicted model, not a curated record